Laccaria bicolor S238N-H82 is the source of this 2166-nucleotide messenger RNA. RefSeq lists its product as uncharacterized. The coding region runs from base 1 to 2166 and encodes 721 amino acids. The transcript has 9 exons. The record is from RefSeq and is a predicted model, not a curated record. Lineage: Eukaryota; Fungi; Basidiomycota; Agaricomycetes; Agaricales; Hydnangiaceae.
AUGCCCAUCGCCCUUCGCAAACGCCCACCGCCCAUCGCAGAUGCCCACCGCCCAUCGCAGACGCCCACCGCCCAUCAACAACGCCCACCGCCGCCCACCGCCGCCCAUCGCAAAUGCCCACCGCCCAUCAAAAAUGCCCAUCGCAGACGCCCACCGCCCAUCAACAACACCCACCGCCACCCAUCGCAAACGCCCACCGCCCAUCAACAACACCCACCGCCGCCCAUCGCAAACGCCCACGCCCAUCGCAGACGCCCACCGCCCAACGUCAACGCUUACUUUACAAUUUUCGUGCAUUUCCCUAGAAUACCAACGAGGCAUGCCUCUGUAUUUCAUUUUACACUUCCCACUUGGCUCUUAUACCUUCUAAUCUUGCUGUCUACUGCUAUGAGUGCAAGAGAACUUCGAUCUUUACAAGCUGGGGUGAAUUCUCCCCCCAAACGAGGCCGGAAACGUGGCCAAUCCAAUACUGAGGCAACAAACACCAAGCGUGCCAAGGCCACCACCAAGAAUGAUGUUGAGGGGAGUGGUGAGGAAGAACCAGAGGCUGGAAAGGGCACCACAAAGGGAAAGAGCGGUGGUAAGAAGGGGAAAAAAGCAAGAAUGACAGGUGCCCAGCGAGCUGCCAAAGACAAGGCUGAGAAUGAUAAGGGUGUCCCAGCCCAGCUGACACUGGUUGAGCGAGCUCUUGAAGCUGCUGGUACUUCUGUUGCACCCCCAAAGCGUACUGGCAAAUUAUCCACCCCUUCCUUCCUUCCUCCUGCUCCUACCCUUUCGAGCAGCCGUUCUCGUAUCAAUCAUGAGCCAGAAGUUACUGCUGGACAUGAAGAAGUAAGUGGUGAGGAGAGUGAUGAGGAAGAUGGAGAUGAGGGAGAUGAGGUUGAUGAGGUUGAUGAGGGUAGUGAUGGGAAAGAUAUCCGAUUUGGCCCACCAAGUGGUCGUCAUCAGGCCAAGUCUGGUUCUGGUCAUGAGGAGCCCUUGGCCAAGGAUAUUGAUCUUUCCAAUUUGGCACCUCCUGAGACAGAAGUCCCUGCUAAUGGGUCUUCCCAUUCUACUGGGGGUGACUCCAUUUAUGAUGCGCCACAAGAGGUCAGACCCCUUUCUAAUGGUCGCAUUAACAUCACAAUCGUCCAACAACCUCCUUCUGAUGUUGUUAUCGACAAUGCCACAUCACAUCUAAAUGUCAAGUCCCCCUGUUUUGAGACAUUGGGCCCACUUCUGAAAAAGGUGGCCAAGAGCUAUUCCCCUGUUCGCAAUCACAAUUAUCGUGUCUAUAUUUUGGAUAAGAAGCAGUGGUCCAUCAUGGGCCAUUACAAUGUAGUAGUUGAGGAUGAUGAGGAUGCUAUUUGGGAGGAGGAUGACAUUGGUAAAGUUACACAUAUUCUUCUGGAAAACGACCAUGAGCAAAUGGUCGCUUCUGCGAUUCCACCAUCAUUUCAUCAGUGCUCUGUCUCUCUAGGCUCUCAUUCAGGAUCUGUUCCUCGCUCUUCGUCUGUUGCUUCUGAUUCUCGUGGACAGUCUCGGGCAUCAUCUAUUAGUAGAUCUGAGGUGACUGGUCCUUCAAAGCUUUCUAGUGCCAACAAAGCACUUCUGUUAGAAUAUCUUGGGAUUGACAGAGAUCUUGCUUCUCUGGAUAAGGUUGGGUUACAGUCAGCCUAUCAGAAGUUUAAGGCUAUCAUCAAUGCUACACCUAAAGUUAUGGGCUUGAGCAAGGAUGCUGAGUGGAAGUCGCAGUUUGAUGAUGGAGCUGCCUGGGUUCCCAACAUUGUUGACUUUAUCCAUAUCUUUAUCGCUAAGACUCAGUUCUACCAAGUCUGGAAGCCUACAUUCCUAAGAGCAGAGGAAUAUCCAGAUAUGCGAGACUGGCUUAAUGAGGAGGAGGAUUGCCUUGCUACUGAGGAUUUGUGGGACUUAAGGAGCAGUCGAGUGCUGAGCUUUCCUGAUUUGAAGAAAUGGCUUGACAAAAAAGAUCGUGAGGGAGAGUUGAAGAAGCGUGGUGAUCUGAAGGGGAAGAGAAAAGCUCCAGACAGUCCCAAGAAGAAUCGUGAUAAAGAUAAACAUGUGGAGCAGAGAAAGCACAAGAAGUUGAAGCAGGCAAGGGUUAGGGAUUUGGAUGAGGAAGCUUCUGACACUGCGGGCCCUGGCUUAUAUAUCCACUGGGAAUAA